AUGGUUUUUUCUAAUAAGAAGAAACGAAACCAGUAUAAAUUUUACUUUGAAGGCAGUAUUCUUGAAGAAGAUUCAAACUAUAAAUAUCUUGGGAUUGGCUUCAACAAAAAUCUAAAUUGGGAUGGUUGCAGGAAGAAGAGAAUCCUAGGUGGUUGGAAAGGUUGGUAUGCUCUUCAGAACAGAUGUAGAGAAGCGGAACUUCGGAAUUGGAAGGCCUCUCAAACUCUUUUGGGGCUUUUAGUUCUUCCUGUUAUUCUCUAUGGUUGUGAAUUAUGGGCCAGCAACACUUCAGGUUCACAGUGGAAGCAGAGCGAGCAAAUCCAAAAGCAUUUGAUAACAAGCAAGUUCAAGAUUAAAAAUACAGUUCCUUAUGAAAUCAUGUUGAGUGAAACUGGGGUUGCUCCUAUUGAAGCUAUUGUUAUGGUUCGUCUCAUUAGUUAUCUCAAAAGAAUUGGGACAAUGGAGGAAGGCAGAUGGUCUAAAGCGGUUUUCAAUGACACCUUGUGCAAAAGAAAGAAGACCUGGAUGCAACAAAACAUCAAAUGGUUGAGUAAAUGGAAUAUCUACCUAAAUUCGUGCCCCACAAAUAGUAAAGAGAUAAAGGCUUUUGUUAUGGAUAAGUUUCACAAGUGGGCUUGGGGUAAUGAGUUAGCAAGAAAGAAAAAAUAUUAUAUCACGAAGUUCAAUUCUGCUUAUGAUCAUCAUCAAAAAGCUUAUAUAAGGGCUUAUAUUUCGUGGAAAGCUAAGUGUAUUAUUGCUCAAUUAAGAACUAACUCUCAUCAACUCCAUAGUGAAAUUGGUUGUUGGAAAAGACCAAAAGAAACUUGGGAGGAAAGAGUGUGUAUUUUUUGCACAUCUGGGAAAGUUGAAACCGAAAAACACUUCAUUUUAGAGUGUGACGUCUUCAAAGAUGUUAGGGACAAGUAUAAUAAAUUAUUGACUGAGGGAUCUUGGUAUGAUCUUUUCAGCGAGGAUUUUGUCGAGAGGUUGGGGCCACUUGUCAGUAUUCUACAUAGAAAGCGGGCAGAUUUGCAGAAAUCAGUUAGAUCUUAUGUGUUGUCUCAUAGACUUUGUUAA
This is a messenger RNA of Cryptomeria japonica (Japanese cedar), 1077 nucleotides long. RefSeq lists its product as uncharacterized. The record is from RefSeq and is a predicted model, not a curated record. The transcript has a single exon. Bases 1 to 1077 code for a protein of 358 amino acids. Lineage: Eukaryota; Viridiplantae; Streptophyta; Pinopsida; Cupressales; Cupressaceae.